AUGUUACGAGCUGUAUAUCGAAAUAGUCAAGCAAUACAAGUCAUUCCUCUCAAGAAUGUGAACAUUCAUAGUACAAUUCGUUCAUUUGCAGCUGAUGUAAGAGUUACACAAAUAUUUCGCAACGAUGAAACAACGCCGAUUGAAGCUGUUUACUGUUUUCCUAUUGAAGAACAAGCUGCAAUUUAUGCAUUUAAAAGAAAGCAGCACAAAAAGGAUUAUACCGAAGCAUUAGAACAAGGACAUGGAGCAUAUCUUAUGGAACAAGAUGAAAAAUCACAAGAUAAUUUCAUUAUCAAUGUUGGUGCGUUACCACCAUCGAAAGAAUGUACAAUUACGGUCUCUUAUAUGACUGAAUUAGAUCUUAUACAAGGUUCUAUCAUUCGGUUCGUGGUACCAACAACAAUUGCACCUCGUUACAAUCCUGAAAGAAGUGGAAUAGCAUCCCCAACGGGUACCAAUGCGCAAUAUGUGCAAAAAAGUCCGUAUACGAUUGCAUUUUGUUGUCAAGUAGAAAAUUUGGGAGGUAGACAAAUUGCACAUAUUAAUUCAUCAUCACAUCCAAUUGAAAUCGAUCUUGCACAAGGAGAUCGUUAUACAGUGAAAUUUGCUCAGCAAAAUACUCAUUUAGAUCAUGAUAUUCUCAUUAAUAUUGAACUUACUGAAAAACGUGAUAAUUUAAUUGCGACUAUUGGACCGGGUGCAAUCAUGGCUACGUUUAUGCCCACCGAAGAUGAAUGUCAACGUGUUACUAAGUUUAGUAGCGAAACAAAUGAAUUUAUCUUCGUUGUAGACUGUAGUGGAUCCAUGCGUGACGAGAAUAAGAUUGGACUCGCUCGACAAGCGAUUUUACUCUUUCUUAAAAGUUUGCCAAUGAAUUGUUAUUUCAAUAUUAUUCGUUUUGGAUCAAGUUAUGAGGCUUUUUUCAAUGAAGUUUCUGUGCUUUACAAUGAAGACAAUGCUCGAAAAGCUGAAGCACUUGUGAACACUAUGCAAGCAGAUUUAGGUGGUACUGAACUAUUAGAACCUCUCAAAUGGUUGGAACAACAUUCACCAAUACAAGGACGUUCUCGUCAGGUCUUUCGUCUUACUGAUGGCGAAAUAUCCAAUGUAACCGAAGUGCUCGAUCUAUGCCUCAAAGGUGUUGCUCGAUCAACAAAUGGUCGAUUUGUUUUUAUUCCUCCAAACACAACUGUCGAUGUUCACGUUGAGGAACAGCUACAAAAAGCUCUUCAACGAUGUAUCACUAAUGUAAAAGUAAAAUGGAAUCUCAGUACAUCAGUUGUAGAAACGGUACCAAAUCGAUUACCGCCCGUUUAUGCUAAAGAUCGUUUAAUUGUCUAUGGUCUCUUCGAUGACAAGUUGUAUCCAUUUGAUCAUAAUUCAUCAGUUGAACUUCACGUUGAUCAACACCAACUGAGCAUUGCAAGAAUCCGUCAAAUACCUAGUAUAAGUGAAAAUGGAACUAUUGCGCGUCUUGCAACGAAAGCACUCAUUUUGAAAUUACAAUACGCUAAACUGCCUGCUAAAACAACGACAGUUGGUAGUCUGCAAUCUCGUUUUCAAGGAAACGUAGAAGAAUCAAAUGAUUCGAAAAUAUCAGAAUUAAAAGAAAUCGAAAAGAAACGACUUAUUGAAUUAUCAGUAAAAUACAAGAUUUUGAGUCCACAUACGGCUUUUAUCGGAAUUGAAAAACGAAUUAAUGAGGACAAUACUAAGAUGCUUCUUCGAGAAAUACCAAUUCAAAUAUCGGCUGAUGAUCAGCAUCUACAACCGAGAACACAUAUUCGAUCCAAAGCAGCUAUGUAUUGUGGUAACCAUCCUAUGAGUUGCGCCACAUAUGGCUCUAAUUCUGGUUAUCGUGGCGGUAGAGGGCUUGGUCUCGAUGACAUUGAUAAGUGGUGUGCGAACCAAAUGAGACGAGCAUAUGCUCUAGAGUCGUUCAGUAAUAUCUCAUUUGAACGUGAAUGCCCAAGCAGUUCAUCAAGCAGAAGAAGAAGAUCAAGAUCGAGGUCGAGGUCGCGCUCACAACAGAAUCGGGCAGUGCGUCUUCUGAGUCGCUUUGACAGAGAAAGAGAAGCUGAAUUCGAGCCCAGUUCAUCAGAAUGGCCAUUAAAUGAUCAGGAUAUCGUUCGUCAUUUGAUCGAUAAGCAACAUUUCAGUGGUCUUUGGGACUUGGAUACAAAAUCCAUUCGACAUUUAACUGGCAGAUCUCUAGCAGAUUUUCAAUUGAUCUAUAACGAUGUACCAGUACUCAUAUCGGCUAUCGUUCUAAUUAUACUUGAGACUCGUUUUGGUGCAUUUUUAUCUAUGUGGCAUGGUAUUUCACAAAAGACUCGUACGGUUAUCAUCGAAAAAUUAGGCAAAGAUCCGAAAAAUCUCGAGGCUUUACUUGAAAGUAUUCGGAAACAACUGUAA
This is a messenger RNA of Rotaria sp. Silwood2, 2415 nucleotides long. The record is from the annotation of a GenBank genome assembly. NCBI's taxonomy places the organism in Eukaryota, Metazoa, Rotifera, Eurotatoria, Philodinida, Philodinidae.